Molecule: messenger RNA, 2697 nt
Organism: Acipenser ruthenus (sterlet)
Lineage: Eukaryota; Metazoa; Chordata; Actinopteri; Acipenseriformes; Acipenseridae
Product: probable endonuclease 4
Exons: 10
Coding region: 596-1474 (292 amino acids)
Biological process (GO): base-excision repair
Cellular component (GO): nucleus; mitochondrion
Molecular function (GO): phosphoric diester hydrolase activity; zinc ion binding; DNA binding
Source: RefSeq, a predicted model, not a curated record
AGAUGGCAGUAUACAGCCAUUGUUUUGGGUAGAACAGCCAUUACAAUACUUGGUAAACGCGGAAACAAACUUGUCAACUCUGUGCGGCGCCGUGCAUUGAACUGUAAUAAAACCAAGGCUGUUUUUCGGGAUGUCUGGCAAGGACAGGGUUAAGUCCGAGCGCAGGGGGAGUGGCCCCUUCUCCAGGACACGCAGUUCACUGCGCAACUCAGAGAGUGCGGAGUGAGGGAAGGGGGGAGAGAAGAGGCGGAGGAGUGGAGUUAGGGGCCGCAAGUGCUCUACUGCAGGGGAGCUCGAGGGCUCGGCUCAUUCGAUCAGACCUGUCCUCACUCCCAAACGAAAGAAGGGACAAGUGACGGUGAAGAAGGAGGGAGAGGGGAAUAGAGAGAAGGUGAAGCCAAGCAGACAGAGGAGGAAAUCAGUGAAACGUGGAGUGAAACGGGAGAGCGUGGAUGAACCGGACAGCGGGACCAGGCCUGUGAAGAAGGGAACGAAAAAACUAAAGAGCGAGGGAAUAAAAAAGGAGGAAGAAGAGCCAUUGCCUGUACAGCCCAGCUCAUCAGCGGAGAGAGAGACAGAGAAAGGGAGUGUGAAAAUGGAGGGAGGAAGAAGGAAGCUCAUAGGAGCCCACAUGUCCAUAGCAGGUGGGCUCUGGAACGCUGUGCAGGGCUCCGUUACGAUCGGGGGCUGUGUGUUCGGCAUGUUCCUAGGCUCCCAGCGCUCAUGGAAGAGCCGGCCCCUGGAUGAGAAGGCAUUGGCUCGGUUCCGCCAGGCCUGCUCCCAACACGGCUUCACCCCCGACCGCAUACUUCCGCACGGGUCAUACCUGCUCAACUGUGGGUCUCCCAAACCCGAUGUCUAUGAGAAGAGCAGAGCCAUGCUUAUUGAUGAACUGAAGAGGUGUGAGCAGCUGGGCCUGACCAUGUUCAACUUCCACCCUGGCUCCACCCUCCAUGACAUCACAGUAGAGGAGUGUCUGGAUAGGAUAGCAGAUUCCAUAAACCACGCCCACCAGCACACCACCGGAGUCACGACAGUUAUAGAGAAUAUGAGCUGCCAGGGUAACACUGUUGGGGGCAAGUUCUCAGAACUGAGAGGGAUUAUUGAUCGAGUGAAAGAUAAAUCCAGAAUUGGAGUCUGUCUGGAUACCUGCCAUGCCUUUGCAGCUGGUUAUGACCUCUCUGCAGUGGGCGGGGUUAAGAAGAUGCUGGAUGAAUUUGAUUGGACGGUUGGACUGCAGUAUCUGAAGGCAGUGCAUCUCAAUGACUCCAAAGGGAAGCUGGGCUGCCAUCUGGAUCGUCAUGAGAACAUUGGUGAGGGGGAGAUCGGAUUGGAGGGAUUUCGACAAAUCAUGAACGAGCCUCGCCUGGACAACAUGCCCAUGAUCCUUGAGACGCCCGUCAGGUACAGGGGGAGGGGCUGCCCAGUUCAAGGUUUUGAUUGGCUGAUCUGUCUGCUGUGUUCUCAGGCCUGACAUGGACGGCUCAGAGGAGAUCCAGUUGCUCUACUCUCUGUGCCAGUAGAGGUGGCUUUACUUUCCUUGAGCCUCAGCUUCCAUUAUACUGCUGAUCCACCCAGGCUGUGCGGGAGUUAACUGGAAAUCCACACUAUAGGGACUCAAGUCCUCAAUUUGUGAAACAUUUGGAUAGAUGAGAUUAACGAGAAAGUAACGGGUUUGCGGAAAAUCUAGCGUUCCACGUCCCCCCGUGAUGCUACAGCGGCUUAAAUAACAUCCCUGUCAUGUUUCAUUAACAUCCUGACAACUUUUUACACAUAACUUUAAAGUCUGUUUCAAAGCUCUUUUCAAUAUGUCCGCUGUAGUGCACUGGGGUUUGAUUUCUGUCCUCUGAAUCAGUGCUGCUCAACCCCGGUCCUCUGGUUUUCAUUCCAACUGAGCUUUCAAUUACUUAAUUAAACCCUUAAUUAAUAAACUAAUAAUUAGCACAAUUAGGUAUUUUUAAUUGUUUUCAGCUUUUAAACAGUUAGAGAUUUCAACUUCACUAUAAAAUGUCAUUAUAAGUAACUUAAUCUGCAACUUAUUAGGAGCCGAGAACAAUUAAAACGGUCUAAUUAAGCAAAUGAUCAGUUCAAUUAAGGGUCUAGUUAAGUAAUUGAAAGCUCAGUUGGAAUGAAAAUGAGGAUACCGGGUUCCCAGAGGACCAGGGUUGAGAAGCACUACUCAAAAUCACUGCAGGAAGAACAAUGAAAAAACAAACACACACUCUGGCUUUCCUGUACCAGAUCAUGGAUCGUUCUUGCUGUGUUACCUGUUUGACAAUGUGGGCAAAAUCCUGACACUAUCAGUGCACUAGAGUGGCCAUUUUGAAAAGACUUUGAAACAGACUUUAAAGUUAAAAGUGUGAAAAGUUGUCGGGACGUUAAUGAAAUGACAGGUACGUUAUUUAAACAGUUGUAGCAGCACGUGGGGGACGCUGUAUUUUUUGCAACCCCGCUACUUGCUCAUUAAUGGUCUGCAUCUAAAAAAAAGAUACUUCAUCUCCACAAUGAUACAGCGUUCUGCAUUUAUAUAGAAUGUAUAGUAGUUUUUAUAAGAAAAAAAACCACUAAAGAUGCUUAACUGUUGAAUGAAUGUUUAUAUAAAUAACAAGAAAAGAUCAAAUAAGUAUUUCCUAUAUUUGAUGUGUAUAUUUUGUAUAAAAAAAAUAAAGGUAUUGUUUUUAGUUUUUCCAAUAAAUA